GAGCAGCCGCUCCGGACCCUGCAGCACUCAGUCGGUGGGUCUCCCGGCGCUACGCCAAGCCGUGCCCGUGUGCGCACCGUGCGGCCAGGAUGCGGACUUCUGCGGCCGUGAGCUGCUGCGUGCUCGUGCUGCACUCUUUGUGCACGCUGUGCAUUCCAGUGCGCGGACCGAGCAGGUACAAAGUGGCACCGAUGACAGAGAAGCUCUCAGACCUGAAGAAGAGACUCAAACCUCCGCAGGCUCUGGAGGCGUUAAAUAGCAGCAUGGCUAUGUGGAACCGACCUCGCUGUGGCGUACCAGACUACCCCUCCCAGGAAGUCCAUUACAGGGGCCGACAGAAACGGUUUGUCCUGUACGGCGGUCGCUUGGACAAAACAGACCUCACCUACAGGGGCGUCAGAUUUCCCUGGAGGAUGCACCAGGACAAAGUACGACAUGUUUUACAGGAAGCGCUGAAGAUCUGGAGUGACGUCACACCGCUCACCUUCACCGAGGUCCACGGAAAGGCCGACAUCCGCAUCAACUUCAGGAGGUACUGGCAUGAAGACACCCUUCCCUUUGACGGCCCGGGGGGAUUCUUGCUCACAGCCUUCUUCCCCAAAACACACCGACAGGGAGAUAUCCACUUUGACGACGAUGAGUCGUGGACCAUCAACAAUCUGCUUUCCCCUACAGGCACGGACCUUCUCCAGGUUGCUGCCCAUGAGUUUGGGCACGUCCUCGGCCUGCAGCAUUCCCGCGAGCCAGGAGCCAUCAUGUCUGCCUACUACUACUCCUUUUCCUACCCAUUGAGGUUGAGCGAGGAUGACAAGCAAGGUAUCCAGUAUCUGUACGGAGCUCAUCCCAAAGUUCUGCCCUCACCUCCACCACCGUCCAACCCCGAGACCAACGAGAUCGUCCCUCAUCCCGACGCCUGCCAGACAGACUUUGAUGCGGCGUCUAUGAUCCGAGGCGAGCUGUUCUUCUUUAAGUCUGGCUACGUGUGGCGGAUCAGGGAUGGGCGUCUGGAGAGCGGCUACCCGGCUCUGGCAUCCCGGCACUGGAGGGGGAUUCCAGACAACAUUGAUGCUGCCUUUGAAGACCAGUCGGGGAACAUUUGGUUCUUUCAAGGAGAAAACUACUGGGUGUUUGAUGCUGAGAUGCAGAUCAGAGGGCCGGACUCCAUCAGGAGUCUGGGUUUGGCCGUCUCCGGCAUCCAGGCAGCUUUACGUUGGGGCCACGACUCCAACUACAACACCUACUUCUUCAAGUUGGGCAGCUACUGGAGGUUCAGCCCGCGGGAGAACAGAGUUGAGUCCGUGUAUCCGCGCAGCAUGCACGACUGGAGCGGAAUCCCUGAAAGCGUGGACGCUGCUUUCAAAGACGUAUACGGUUACGCCCACUUUAUUCAAGGACAGCAGUACUGGAAGUUUGAUCCUGUCAGCAGGAACUCUCUAGAGGGCUACCCUCGCUACAUCGGCAUGGAUUUUUUCGAAUGCCGGAACAUAUGAGUCUUGAGGAGCAGCAGAUUUUUGUUUUUGUUUUGUUUUUCUGGCCAUGAAGAAGUGUUUUUCUAACGUUUGCUGCAGAUUCAAAGGGAUCAGAUGAGAAACCUUUAAACCUGCUGAUACGUCACUCCAUGUAUUGAUAACUUUACUCCAUGUAUUGAUACUCUGAUCAGUUAUUUCUUCCUCUCAGGAAAACCAACAUUACUUUUCUGACUUGGCACCUCCUGUGCAGCUACACUCAGAUUUACUUUGCACAUUUUGUCAGCGUUAAGACUGAAGUCAGGGUCCAGUAAACCCAACGUGACCUGCAGCAUCUUCAGCUCCUCUGAUUUUCAACACUGCUGCUUCACCAUUUAACUCCCCGACUUGUUCUUUAAUCACAACGUGUUUGAAGAGUGACAUCAAACUGUACAUUAAUAAAUACUUAAUAAAUUAAUAAAUAAAACAGGUGACGUUUGAGGAGGGGGUCGUUUGGGCGUCAUAUAUAUGCAGUUGGAUGAACCCAAGUCUGAUUGAUUGUUAGCAGGAUAACUCAAAAUCUAAUUAACAGAAUUUAUUGAAUCUUUGUAGAAGCUGCAUGGGCCAAAGAGCGCAGUAAAUUUUAAUGUGGCUCAGGAUGAAAGGUCAGUGACCAAGAUCAGAGAUAAAGAUCACCAAUCAACCACAUGAUCAAAGAUUAGUGUUUUGGAUGAAAGUUCAAUGACCAAAAUCAAAUAUUAUCAGUAUCAACAUACACCAGUCAGAAUCAAAUACAGUUCAUGAGGAUCAAAAAAAUCUGUAAUCAGGAUCAAAGGUCAGCAAACAGGACUAAAGGACCAAAAGCAGUGCUCAUAGCCACCUUUCACUGACCUGGCUCAAAUACCAGUGGUUUUGGUUUGGUACAGUCAGAGGUCAGUGAGCAGGAUCAAAGAUAAAGAUGAAAAACAGGACAGUGAUCCAUGAUUAGCAAUUGGGGUCAUAGUUCAGUGAUUGGGAUCAAAUACUAGUGGUUAGUAUGAAAGGUUAAUCAUGGUAACCAAAAACAAGGAUUAAAAAAAAAAAAAACAGGACCAUGAGCUAAACUAAGCACUCAGGGGCAUAGUUCAGUGACUGGGAUCAAAUACUAGUGGUUAGUAUGAAAGGUUAAUCAUGGUAACCAAAAACAAGGAUUAAAAAAAAAACAAAAAAAAAAAACAGGACCAUGAGCUAAACUAAGCACUCAGGGGCAUAGUUCAGUGACUGGGAUCAAAUACUAGUGGUUAGUAUGAAAGGUUAAUCAUGGUAACCAAAAACAAGGAUUAAAAAAAAAACAAAAAAAAAAAACAGGACCAUGAGCUAAACUAAGCACUCAGGGGCAUAGUUCAGUGACUGGGAU
Molecule: messenger RNA, 2841 nt
Organism: Thalassophryne amazonica
Lineage: Eukaryota; Metazoa; Chordata; Actinopteri; Batrachoidiformes; Batrachoididae
Gene: mmp11a
Product: matrix metallopeptidase 11a
Biological process (GO): extracellular matrix organization; proteolysis; collagen catabolic process
Cellular component (GO): extracellular matrix
Molecular function (GO): zinc ion binding; metalloendopeptidase activity
Source: RefSeq, a predicted model, not a curated record